AUGAAUGCUUCUCAAACCAUAUCUGAUAUAGACUCGUUGCUUCAACUCACCGACAAAUUAAUGGCUCCGUACAGUCCUCACCCUGUCAUGGCUGCUUCUGUUCCAAACUCUCCAUCAGACACAUUACAUCCUCAACCUUUGCUUUCACAGAUUCUCGCUUUGCUUCACAAGGUUGCAAAUGCUGAAUCAUUAAAGAUGGCAAAUCAAAUCAUUCAGAGCACAGGCGGUGUAGAUCUGUCGCAGCGAGUUGUCGAGUUGGAUUCGUCCAUCUUGAAAUCCAUUUCAAAGUGUCUUGAACUCAAGCAUGUUAUGGAUGCACUGAUCUAUCCAGGCUAA
Batrachochytrium dendrobatidis JAM81 is the source of this 336-nucleotide messenger RNA. RefSeq lists its product as uncharacterized. The coding region runs from base 1 to 336 and encodes 111 amino acids. The record is from RefSeq and is a predicted model, not a curated record. The transcript has 2 exons. Lineage: Eukaryota; Fungi; Chytridiomycota; Chytridiomycetes; Rhizophydiales.